AUGUCAGAAAAUCUCAUUUACACUGACUUGAACUUGACUGAACCAACCAGGCCCGGACUACAGAAGGUCAAUGAUGUCCAAGGUUCUACAUAUGCAGAAGUGAAAGUGCAAUCCCUAGAUACAAAUGCUGCAGCUAGCUACACAACGUCCGGUAAAAGCUGUUGCUCCAGAACACGUGUCACUGUACUGGUUGCUGUGAUGAUCCUUCUACUGGUCUUAGCGGUGUGUCUGAUACUCAUGUACCAUCCAACUGCAAGCAGCCAGCCUGACUCAAAAACCACCUAUGAAGAAGAACUAGUGACUCUUGGGCUGGUAUUAGCUACAGAGACUGGCAGACCUCCCUGUUCAUCUGGUGAAAAUUAUAAGCAGGACUGCACAGGCUGCCCCCAACACUGGGAAAAAAACGGGGGAAAAUGCUACUUCUUUUCUGAAGAGAUGAAAAAAAAUGACUGGAAUGCCUCCCGUAAAGAAUGUACUGACAUGAAUUCAGACCUGGUGAUCAUUGACAACAGCAAAGAACUGAAUUAUCUUCUUUCACGAUCAAAAGGUCAUUACUACUUACUUGGUCUCACAUACUCGAAGAGCGAGAAUAAGUGGAAGUGGAUUAACAACGUGGAACAUAGCAGGGCCAUGUUUAAUAUAGGAGGAGACUUCACUGACUAUUUCUGCGCUGUCAUUGGACAUGGCAAAGUAGAAACCGCGUCUUGCUGUGGAUCCUCAACAACACAAAAUAUGUGUGAAAAAGCUGCAAGUAUUUCAGAAAGGCAGAAGGAGAGCUAA
Gavia stellata (red-throated loon) is the source of this 780-nucleotide messenger RNA. RefSeq names its product C-type lectin domain family 5 member A-like. The record is from RefSeq and is a predicted model, not a curated record. The coding region runs from base 1 to 780 and encodes 259 amino acids. The transcript is spliced from 8 exons. NCBI's taxonomy places the organism in Eukaryota, Metazoa, Chordata, Aves, Gaviiformes, Gaviidae.